This is a messenger RNA of Panicum virgatum (switchgrass), 426 nucleotides long. RefSeq names its product predicted GPI-anchored protein 58. The transcript has a single exon. Bases 1 to 426 code for a protein of 141 amino acids. NCBI's taxonomy places the organism in Eukaryota, Viridiplantae, Streptophyta, Magnoliopsida, Poales, Poaceae. The record is from RefSeq and is a predicted model, not a curated record.
AUGGCGCCGCCACUGCUCCUCGCAGGCCUGCAUGCCUCCGCUCCCGCAGUCCACAGGCAGCCGCCGCCGUGCCGCAACCGCUCUUGCCGCCUUCGCGACCGCAGCCCAGGCCCCCACCACGCCCGCCGUAGACUGAAGCUGGCCGUGGCGUCUGUCCAUGCCGCCUCCUGCGCGCGUCCGCCUCCUGCAGCCCCAAGCGCAUCCGCACGCCGCGGCGACGCGCCGCCCGCCCGCAACUGCGCCAAGGAUGGCCAGGAGAGCCGUGCACCCCCGGCGGAGGCCGGUGCCGAGUCUCUUCUCGCCGGGCAGCCCCGCUUCUCCUCCUCCGACGCGCGGGAGCAGCCUGCGUCCGCGUCGAGCCCACGACGCGCAGAGCACCACGCCACCUCCUCGGCGCCGAGGCCCUCCGCGUCGCCAACGGCAUGA